UGGUGUGUAUGUGUGCAUAUCAUAUUGCUAUAUAUUGCUUGUUUUGUGAUGUGUGUGUGUGUACGUUGGGGGGAGUUACGGGGUUAAAUCCGAAUCUAAUUGGUUAGAUAAUUUGUAUUUGUUCUUGCAUCUACUUAUGUAUGUACUGUGUGCUUCCUCUUUUAGGAAUGAAACACUGCUGAACUUGAGUCAAGACCCCAUUAGUGAUUUUAUUUUUUGAUUAGUUGUAGAUUAAAUAAAGAGGGAAGAUAUUUUCUGGGAGUAUGAAGUUCUCUUAUGUUUGAAAUGAAGACAGGACGGAGUGCCCCUGAUGCACAUCGCAGAUGUGCUAUUCCGUGAGGAUUCGAUUAUGUGGGCUAUACUGAGCAAUGAACACACUUGCCAUAUGUUUCCUUCACAGAUCAACAUAAUGGCUGCUGGUUUCUUCCUUUUUCUUCACUGCAUCACCGCCUCAGCGUUGGAAUCUGGUUCCGUCCAAGACUCACCCAUUAAGUACCCACAUCUCACUGACUGUGUGUCUGCCAACAUGGAGACUUUCUACUGCAGAUGGGAUGUUGGUACGUUGCAGAACAUCUCCAAGCCAGAAGAUGUGCGCUUAUUCUACAUUAUCAAAUUACCCCUGUCCACAUAUUCUAAAGAGUGGAGCGAGUGUCCUCAUUACUCCACAGAGAGGUUCAACGAGUGUUUCUUCAAUGAAAACCAUACUUCUGUCUGGAUAGAUUACACCAUUCAGCUCCGCUCAAGAGAUCAAACUAUCCUCUAUGAUGAGAAACGCUUUAAUGUUGAGGACAUUGUGCAACCUGAUCCGCCUCUCGGGCUGAACUGGACAUUGCUGAAUAUGAGUUUGACUGGCAACUUCUAUGAUAUCAUGCUCAGUUGGGAGCCGCCUCCAUCUGCAGAUGUGAAGAUGGGAUGGAUGACAUUGCAGUAUGAGAUCCAACACCGCAAAGUCAAUUCUGAACGCUGGGAUACGGCGGAGCCUGUAAAAACCACACAUUGUUCCCUGUAUGGGCUUCAAAGUAAUGUAAAUUAUGAAGUUCGGGUUCGCUGCAAAAAGCUCGGCGAGAAGAAGUUCGGAGGGUUCAGUGAUUCUAUAUUUGUCCACGCCACAUCUGAAGUAUCGAGAUUUCCUUUGUUGGCUUUACUCAUCUUUGGCACCUUGUGCUUGGUAGCCGUCCUGAUGUUGGUCAUCUUAUCGCAGCAGCAAAAAUUGAUGGUCAUUCUUCUCCCACCUGUUCCUGGACCUAAAAUAAGAGGAAUUGACCCUGAGCUACUCAAGAAGGGGAAGAUAAAGGAGUUGACAUCCGUCCUGGGCUGUCCUCCUGAUCUGAGACCAGAGCUGUACACCAAUGACCCCUGGGUGGAAUUCAUCGAUCUGGACUUUGAGGAACAGGGCGACAAACUAACAAACCUGGACACGGUGUUUCUCAUGGAUCGAUCUCUGUUUUCCAACUGUUCAAAUCUUUCCAUCGGUUUCAGGGAUGAUGACUCAGGUCAUGCAAGCUGCUGUGAUCCUGAUCUUACCAAUGAUGCAGAAACAUCACAUUUGAAUUCUCUUGCCACAAACCAAAUCCGCAAUAGAGAUCCGGCUACUACUUCUGGACCUUGCUCUAUAAGCCCAAGCACCACAGCAGGAGAUCUUCCUUCAGAAGACCCUGUCAGGCAGGCUUUGUAUACACAGGUAAGCGAGAUUAGGCCAUCUGGGAAAGUCCUGUUGUCUCCUGAGGAUGAGAUGGAGAAAAACACAGUCAACGAUGCUGAAGAAAUCAAAACGGCAGAAAAAAAGGAGGACAAGAACACUUUUCAGCUCCGUGGAAUAUAUAGCUCGGAGGUCAAUGCAGUAAAAACGAGCCCAUCUUUGCCCGUAUGCAAUUUCAAUGACUUAUGUUCAACUGGUGAGGACUUGAGUUUGAUCACAUGUUCAUCAUCGGAGAACUACCAAAACCCUUCCCGUGAAUCAUUUCCAAAUCCCACAUCCCACCUUCCCCCAACUCCUGUUUAUACCGUAGUAGAGGAUGUCGAUAGACAAAACAGCCUCGUACUAACGCCAAAUUCAAUACCUACCCCGCAGCUGGCAAUCUCAAAGGACAUGCCGACACCUGAUGGCUACCUGACCCCAGACCUUUUGGGAAAUAUUACACCAUAAACAUGCAAUGACCUUCUAAAAUUAUUCAGUCAACAACAGCGACAAA
This is a messenger RNA of Syngnathus acus (greater pipefish), 2192 nucleotides long. RefSeq names its product growth hormone receptor b (gene ghrb). The transcript has 8 exons. The record is from RefSeq and is a predicted model, not a curated record. Gene Ontology annotation, cellular component: growth hormone receptor complex; external side of plasma membrane; cytosol. Lineage: Eukaryota; Metazoa; Chordata; Actinopteri; Syngnathiformes; Syngnathidae. Gene Ontology annotation, biological process: positive regulation of peptidyl-tyrosine phosphorylation; growth hormone receptor signaling pathway; cytokine-mediated signaling pathway. The coding region runs from base 311 to 2146 and encodes 611 amino acids. Gene Ontology annotation, molecular function: peptide hormone binding; cytokine binding; growth hormone receptor activity.